CUGCUUUUAUCUCCCUCCUUUUAUUUCUUCUCUUUCCCAUUUGCCACACAGCAUUUUCAUUUUUCACAACCCGAUUUAAAACCUACGCCGGCACAACCUCGUCGCCACAGUCGAACCUUCGAAAGUCCACACUCUUUCUUCUCCAACUCCACCCUAUCUCAGUUGCCGGGUUCAGUUUCUUCUUCUUCUGUCGGGUUACUUUUCCUUUCUUCAAUUCCCCAUUUGAAAAUACGGUGAAAUUGGGAUGUGUUUAAUCAACAAUCCUCCCAAAUCUAACCUAUUUUGGGCGGGGUUUUUGUUUUCUGUCUGAGACGAUACAGAUUUCAAAUCAGAUUCAAUUUCAUUUGUACCUCCUCACUCGUUAUCUCUUCCUCGCCCAAUCAAGCUCUCUCUCUCUCUCUCUAGGGCUUUCAACGGUUUAAGGUCAAGUGUUCUUUCAAGGACAGGAGGGCAAGUCAAAGAAGUCACAGAUUUUGGUGUUUGAGGCUGUAAAACAUGGCAGAUUUAGAAAAUUUACUUCUUGAAGCUGCUGGAAGAACUAAUGCAGGAGGGAGAAAUAGACACUCUCAUCCACCAUCGCGAAGGCAACGUGAAGGUUCAUAUUCUGAUGGUGGAAGUGACUCUAGGGAUGAUGACUCAGAUGAUGAGCGUGGUUAUGCAAGCAGGAAGCCCUCUGGAUCUCAGGUUCCUCUGAAGAAGAGGUUAGAUCCUACUGAAAGGGAUGAUGAUGGGGGGAGCCCAGAAGAAGGGGAAGACGAAGAUGUUGGUUCAGAACAUGAGGGUGACAGCAGUGAUGAAUCUGAUGUUGGGGAUGAUCUUUACAAAGAUGACGAUGAUAGGCGCAAGCUUGCUGGUAUGUCUGAACUUCAAAGGGAGAUGAUUCUGUCAGACAGAGCAUCUAAGAAGAACGAUAAGCAUUUAUAUGAAAGUUUGAGAGCUAAAAUGGAUAAAGGGAAGACUGCCCCAUCUCGGAAAGAGACUCCACCUCUCCCAUCAUCUCGUAUUAGAUCGUCGGCCAGAUCAGCUGAUAGAGCAGCUGCAAAAGAUGAUGCCUUAAAUGAAUUGCGUGCAAAAAGGUUGAAGCAGCAGGACCCAGAGGCCCAUCGCAAGCUGAGAGAUGCAUCUAGAGGAAAUUCAAAUAAUCGACGGUUCUCGCCGACAAAACGAAAGCCCUUCACUGCUCCUAGUUUGAGUAGCUCAAGCCAAAGUGAAAGUGAAAGUAGGUUUCAAAGUGAUGAUGAAGGGUCUACAGGAGAUGGUGGAAUGAUUGACAGUGAUGAUGAGAGAUCCAUGCCUGGGUCAGAUGGGCCAACAUUUGAAGAUAUCAAGGAAAUUACUAUUCGUAGAUCAAAGCUUGCAAAAUGGUUAAUGGAGCCAUUCUUUGAGGAGUUGAUAGUUGGAUGCUUUGUGAGAGUUGGAAUUGGGAGAUCAAGAUCUGGGCCUAUCUAUAGGCUCUGCUUGGUGCGCAAUGUUGAUGCUACAGAACCUGACCGUCAGUAUAAACUAGAGAACAAAAUCACGCAUAAAUAUCUUAAUGUUAUUUGGGGAAAUGAAAAUUCUGCCGCCAGGUGGCAGAUGGCCAUGGUUUCAGACUCUGCUCCACUCGAGGAUGAAUAUAAACAAUGGGUUAAGGAGGUAGAGCGAACUGGCGGUCGGAUGCUGAGCAAGCAGGAUGUAUUGGAAAAGAAGGAUGCUAUACAGAAAGUCAACAACUUUGUCUACUCAGCAGCCACAGUGAAGCAGAUGUUGCAGGAUAAAAAAUCUGCCUCAGCAAGGCCGUUAAAUAUUGCAGCUGAGAAGGACCGGUUGAGGAGAGAGAUGGACGUAGCAGUAAGCAAGAACGAUGAAGCUGAGGUGGAAAGGAUCAAAGGAAGACUGCAGCAACUAGAGGCAUCCAGGAGGUUGCAGAUGAAAGAUGCCAAAGCUAUUCGGUUAGCUGAGAUGAACAGGAAGAAUAGGGUGGAGAACUUCAAAAAUGCAUCAGAAUUAAGGCCUCUGAAAGAUUUGAAAGCUGGAGAGGCUGGUUACGAUCCCUUCUCAAGGAGAUGGACCAGGUCAAGGAAUUAUUAUGUUUCCAAUGCUGGUGAAGCCAAUGGAGCUGCUGAAGCAGCUGGAAACAGUGACACUGUAACACCUGCAUUGGAGAGUACUAGAACUGGAGCUGGUGGUACUUCAGAUGCUGGAAUGGCAGCUACCGCAGCGGCUUUGGAAGCUGCUGCUGGUGCUGGAAAGUUGGUCGAUACUAACGCUCCUGUAGAUGGAGGGACGGAGUCAAACUCGCUGCACAACUUCGAGCUGCCUAUAUCGCUGGCGAUGCUUCAGAAAUUCGGUGGUGCCCUCGGAGCGCAGGCUGGGUUCUUAGCAAGGAAACAAAGGAUAGAAGCCACGGUUGGACGUCAAGUCCCUGAGAAUGAUGGUAGGCGGCAUGCACUGACACUAACUGUUAGCGACUACAAGAGAAGACGAGGGCUUCUUUGAAAUUGAAUACUCAGAUCUUCUCUUUCGAGGAUUUGGCAUAUGAAUGUAAUUCAGCCAGGAAGGUAACUGCUAUAAACGCUUCCUUAAUUUUAGCUUUAGCAAAAUGCUGCUUGAUUCUGGGAAAGAUUGAGCUCUGGAGUCCUGUGUUUUGCCUGUUGGUACGAAUUUGCCUUUCGUGUCGAUGAAAUCAGUACAUGUUUAAAGAUUUCCGUGUGAAGAUUAUAUCCAGUUCUGUAAUGGUAAACACUCCUCUGUUACUUAUUUAGGUAAUUUAAUACACGAUUUUAAUAAUAGUUUUAUCUUAAA
Cucumis melo (muskmelon) is the source of this 2784-nucleotide messenger RNA. Its product is annotated as protein RTF1 homolog. The coding region runs from base 496 to 2478 and encodes 660 amino acids. Lineage: Eukaryota; Viridiplantae; Streptophyta; Magnoliopsida; Cucurbitales; Cucurbitaceae. Gene Ontology annotation, cellular component: Cdc73/Paf1 complex. The record is from RefSeq and is a predicted model, not a curated record. The transcript is spliced from 2 exons. Gene Ontology annotation, molecular function: DNA binding; RNA polymerase II C-terminal domain phosphoserine binding.